This is a messenger RNA of Physeter macrocephalus (sperm whale), 567 nucleotides long. Lineage: Eukaryota; Metazoa; Chordata; Mammalia; Artiodactyla; Physeteridae. The record is from RefSeq and is a predicted model, not a curated record.
AUGGCCAGCUUUGGGCUAGGCCUCCUGGCGCUGCUGCUGACCACCCACCCUGAACCCUCGAAGGCUCAGCACUGGUCCCACAGCUGGCACCCUGAAGGAAAGCAAGCCUCCAGCUCACUCCAUGACCCCCAACAUACUCCUGGGCCCCCAGCUCACAGCCCAGGCCAAAUUGUCCCCAGACUCCCAAGUGAUGUUCUGGCUCCCCCUAAGGACAGUGUGCCCUGGGAGAAUAGGACCAUGGCCCGGUGGCUCCUCCGCAGGAAGCAGCACCUGGUGCAGACACUGCUGGUGGGCAACGCCCGUAAGCCCAAUGAGCUAGAGAACCCGCAGGCUGGGUCUUCUAGGAGGCUAGGGGGCGUCCGCAGGACGUGGAAGCCGCAACACCGGCCGUCGGCCAAUCCUGCGCAGCGAGGCCAAGCCGGGAGGCGAGGGAAGAGGAGGGGAGGAGAGGAGGGGGCGGGUAAGGCCGCAGCUCGGCGGUCAGGUGACCAGAGCGUCCGGGGGAAUGAUCGCCCCCUCCUCCCGCAGAGCCGACCGCGAGCGCCGCGCCCCGCUGCCCUCCAGUAA